Cottoperca gobio is the source of this 6157-nucleotide messenger RNA. It is a transcript of the gene gad2, whose product is annotated as glutamate decarboxylase 2. Gene Ontology annotation, biological process: GABA shunt; GABA biosynthetic process. Gene Ontology annotation, molecular function: glutamate decarboxylase activity; pyridoxal phosphate binding. The transcript is spliced from 16 exons. Gene Ontology annotation, cellular component: cytoplasm. NCBI's taxonomy places the organism in Eukaryota, Metazoa, Chordata, Actinopteri, Perciformes, Bovichtidae. The record is from RefSeq and is a predicted model, not a curated record. The coding region runs from base 796 to 2553 and encodes 585 amino acids.
CAAAUCUCCUCUCCGCGCUGCUGCUUCCUCCACCGGAGGCGCAGAAUUAGAGCAGACCUCCAAGAAAUAGGUCCGCAAUUGCCUGACAGAUGAAAUAGUUAGCACUCACUGUCUGUAUGGAGGGUAAGUUCAGCGCGCAGGGGACAGAAUGUUUGGGAUGUAUGGAGUCACGACGCACGACGCAACGCAGUUCGUCAUGACUUGAAGUGAAUCACGAUGGGAUUUCUUCAGUGACGUUAAAUUUAGGUUAGAUGCAAUUAGGCAUGGCUUGUGUGUGCAGCAUAUUUACCAGCAGCUGUAGCACAUAGCUGCGCAUUGACACCACGUUUCAUCACCUUUUGGCUGCAGCUCAUUUUGCUUUUAUUUUUUUAUUGUACAUUUUCAUCCAAAGCUGACAUUUCACGGCAGAUGUUUGCACCUGAACUCUUGCACUAUAUUUUCUACGAAGUGAGGAGAGCGUGGUGCGCUGACUGAGUGCGCCGGUGAAGUCAAGUGUUUGCAGAUUUCUCUGUGAGGACGCUGCUUUCGUGCACCUGUGGACGUCUGCAAAAAAAGAGCACAUUGGACACCUUUUUUUAUUUUUCCUUCUUUCUUGUAUUUGUUUUUGUUUUUACCAUACGCGUUUUAUUUUUAGAGGCUUCCCUGCAGCAUAACGCGUCUGGCUGAUGCACGGCUGGAUUUCAGCAGUCGGAGUGGUCUGGUCAGAUUCAGCACCACAUCAGCUUUGAACAGCUCCGCGUGUGAAUGGGCUCUGUCGGUGUCCGUGUCUCCAGCAGCUCCUAACUACCGGCAACAAUGGCAUCACAGGGCUUCUGGUCUCUUGGCGGAGAUAAUGCGGGGGCCAAUGCCGGGAGUCAGAGCCCCAGCACGACCAGGGCUUGGUGCCAAGCGGCGGCCCAGAAAUUAUCCGGAGGAAUUGGAUCGAAAUUAUGUGCAUUGCUCAAUGUCGGGGAAUUGGAGAAACCUGCCGAGCCGGCCGCCAAGCAGCCGCCGGAGACAGAAGCUGCUGGCACCUGCGGCUGCAACAAAUCCUGCAACUGCACCAAACCUCCUGUGGUCUUCUCCGACCUCUAUUCAACAGACCUGUUACCUGCCUUGGACAGUGACGCCAAAACAAUGACCUUCCUGCAGGAAGUUGUGGAUAUUUUACUGGCCUACAUCGUGGAGUCUUUCGACCGGGAAACGAAAGUUAUUGAUUUUCAGUAUCCAAACGAGCUGCUUCAGUUGAACAACUGGGAGCUGCAGGGCGAGCCGGCCAAUCUGGAUGAUAUCUUGAUCAGCUGUCGCGCCACUCUCAAAUACGCCAUCAAAACAGCCCAUCCCAGGUACUUCAAUCAGCUCUCUACAGGAUUAGACAUGGUUGGACUGGCAGCCGAUUGGCUAACAUCCACUGCCAACACCAAUAUGUUCACCUAUGAGGUGGCUCCUGUCUUUGUGCUGCUGGAAUACGUCACUCUGAAGAAGAUGAGGGAGAUCAUUGGCUGGCCGGAUGGGCAGGGAGAUGGCAUUUUCUCUCCUGGUGGGGCUAUUUCUAAUAUGUAUGCCAUGCUGCUGGCUCGCUUCAAGAUGUUCCCUGAAGUGAAGGAGAAAGGAAUGUCAUCUGUUCCCAGACUGGCGGCCUUCACAUCCGAACAUAGCCAUUUUUCAAUCAAAAAAGGUGCGGCAGCUCUUGGCAUCGGGACAGAGAGUGUGAUCUGCGUCAAAGCAGAUGAAAGUGGUAAAAUGGUCCCCGCUGACCUUGAGAGGAAAAUACUGGAGGCGAAACAGAAGGGUUUUGUUCCUUUCUUUGUGAGUGCGACUGCCGGAACGACAGUGUACGGAGCCUUUGACCCUCUCAUCGCAAUUUCUGACAUCUGCAAAAAGUACAACGUGUGGAUGCAUGUGGAUGGUGCGUGGGGAGGAAGUCUCCUCAUGUCCAGGAGACACAGGUGGAAGCUGGAUGGAGUUGACAGGGCCAACUCAGUAACAUGGAACCCACACAAGAUGAUGUCAGUCCCUCUGCAGUGUUCAGCCCUGCUGGUCCGAGAAGAGGGUCUGAUGCAGAACUGCAACCAGAUGCACGCCUGCUACCUGUUCCAGCAGGACAAACACUACGACCUUUCCUACGACACCGGAGACAAAGCGCUGCAGUGCGGGCGCCACGUGGACAUCUUCAAGCUGUGGCUCAUGUGGAGAGCUAAGGGCACCAUUGGGUUUGAGGCUCAGAUUGACAAGUGUUUGGAGCUGUCAGAGUACCUCUACAACAAGAUCAAAGACAGAGAAGGAUACGAGAUGGUCUUUGAUGGAAAACCUCAGCACACCAACGUCUGCUUCUGGUACCUCCCUCCUGGGAUCCGCUACAUGGAGGACAAAGAAGAGAGAAAGAAACACUUGCACAAGGUGGCUCCAGUGAUAAAGGCCAGGAUGAUGGAGUACGGGACAACCAUGGUCAGCUACCAACCACAAGGAGACAAGGUCAACUUUUUCCGCAUGGUGAUCUCAAAUCCCGCCGCUACCUUCGAGGACAUCGACUUUCUUAUUGAGGAGAUUGAACGACUCGGCCAGGAUCUAUAAGACACAUCUCACCAAAUCCUCCCGUACUUUUCCCCUUUGACGGAUGAAUUGUUUGUCGUGAAUGUACUGGUAAACUUUUAAUCUUCUUUCUCUUUCCUCCAAAGUCACAUAUUUAAGAGUAUAUUUGAGAAAAAAGAUCUACAGAUAUAUCCAUAUAUUAUGUAUUGUAGCUUUGCCGUGGACUGACUUGGUCCAAAGCUAUGUAAAAGUGCUUCUGUCUGCCUUUCCUAUAGUGUAAUAGAUCCAAGAGUAGUGUAAGUAAUGUAACUUUAUAUGUACUUUUUGUGAUAUGAAAUGCUUGUGCAAUAGGUCGAUGAGGAUGAGUUUUAUUUUCAAAUCAUUUCUCAUUUGCCAAGUAUGUUGUUAAGUGCCAAACGUGGUUGUGUUCUAUUGUAACUUUACAUUUUAAACUUCUGGUUUAAAACAAAAAAAGCACUUCACCUUACCUCAGCUUAAUCAACUGCCUUGACAUCUGCUCAUAGAACUCCAAAGCAGUAAUUUUGGACAAAUAUACUCGUGACUGGGGAUGUAAAAAAGCACCAGCACGUGUCAAAUACAGUAAAUAUCGCAGCCAGAACAAGCUACCAUAGGGAUCUUGAAGUAUGCACAAAAGAAGGCAUUUCCAUCCAAAUUACACAACAGCAAAGUCAAUUCAAAGCAUUUAUGAAGGCGUGUCCAUCGUGCAUCACAUCGGCCUCUGUCUCUUUGGUCCGCAGUUUAUGGUGCAAAUUUAAUAUCGCUGCUUAUUACUUCUAACACUUUGUACUCUUUUUACAUGCACUUCUUUCUAGUGUAUUUAAGGUGGUAAUGGCUUCUUAAACCCAUUUUGUUUGAUGUCACCAGCUACAUGCACAUAUCAAAAUGGGCACCAUUUCCCACCAGGCUGUAUAUUUAGUGUGCUUUACAUGUUGUAAUGAUGAUCUAAAAUGAGAAUAAUUUAAGAGGUUAACGUAAAGUUAUAAUCCUUGUCCUUUAUUCAAACUGGUUUUGGUCAUUUGACAAAUCAAAAAAAUGUACCACACUUUAAGAUCAAUAUCAGUGGGCCGUGACACAAACUAAAACAUGAGGUAUAUUCCAUCAUAGUACUGGUUGCACUGGACUUUAUGGGAACUUGAAGGCGACAGGGUACAUAAAUUAAUCUAAUCCAGCUAUGAUGUGAAGCUUUAUGGGCCGGUGGGUUAUCACAUGACCUGCAGUACCGAGCGUGGCUACUAUCUCCUUGCAGCCCAACAUCGCUCCUGGAGGCUUUGUCUCGCAAUUGCUAUCACAAUGACAUUUUAAGGAUUAUAACUUUAAAGAUGUAAAACCUCUCAUCUACAGAACCAUAACGAUAGAAGCUAUCAGUGGAGUUUAUUGGAUGAGCAGAUCGAGGAUCUUGAAAGAACUGUAAACGGGGCAAUGAUGUUAUUUUGUCUGGAUAUAGGAACUUCACCAGAUUUGCAGCUACUGCAAACCUGACGUCACUUGCACUAAAUCAUCGGGGGGGUGGGGGGGAGGAGGAGCAUCCCUUAGCAUUGCAACUGAGAUUUCUUCUUUAUUCAUUCACAAGCAAUAUUCGAGUAUGGGUCCAAUCUAUCCACCCUGCAAAAUAUCAAAAGAAACAGUGAAUUCAACUACAAUAGUUAACGAUAAUCAAGUUUGCUACUGUUAAGCAAAAACAUGAUUGAAAAACAUGUUUACUACUGUAGGCAGGUUAGUUAAUGGAAUGUGAACCCUGAUAACAAGCACGGUUCUGUAGCAUUUUCAUUAGAACAAGUUAGAAAAGCACAAUUUGCUCAACACGGUCGCUCAGUGUACAAUCAUUUUUUUGAUCAUAGAUUGUAAAUAGUAUUUCAAGAUGUCCUAAGUACAUAUCUUUGUGUAUACAUAAGUGUAUAUAAGACAUAUAACCAGAGACUAUUUGUGAGGUAAAGUUAUUCAUAUUUUCUCUAUCUCCAAUAUAGAUGACCUGUAUUUUCAUCCUGUUUGUCCAAAAGGCUUUUUUCCUGUGUGUAUGUAUGUAUGUCAGAUACUUGACUUGGUUUGUGACUCUUCUAGCUAUUUCAAAGAAAAUGUGUGUGUUUUCAGGGACUGGCUUUAAAGAAAUUGACAGAAUUCACCUCGAAAUACUUCCAAGUCUUGCUCGGAGACUCUGGUGUUUGGAUUUUAAAUGAAUAUGCAAAGCCAUUUUGACUCUGAAGCUCUGUGUUUUUUGUGCACAAGUGAAUACUUGACGGUAUGUUCCAAUGUGUACCUUAGUGUGUUUGUAACUGUGUUGCCUUAGUAUAAAUUUGCCAGUAUUGUCUAGUUUUCCUCCAAAGGGGAGGUUGUGCACUUUAGAGUAUACACAAGACCUAAUAACGUGCAAUGUCCAAUGGUUGUUCAUAAAUUGAUGUUUAAAAAAAAGAAGUACUCAAAAAUGUAACUGAAGCUCUUUGGUCUGAAUGUGACAUGAAUCAAGGGUCUGUUAAGAAAGCAGUUUAUUUUUGCAGUUUAUAGCUUCAUGUUUUACUGCCUUAAAUCCUGGCGGAGAUUAGCCUAGAGUUUAAUAUACUUUUUUAGAUUUAAUAAUCCUAAUUCUGUUCCCAGAUCAAAUCGGCGUACACACUGUGACACGGACAACCUCAGAUUUAUUACAGCGACGUCUUGAAAAGCCGAACAUUUUCUUCUCUUGCUCCUUCAAGACUUGCUUCCUUUGCACGUGCAUGCGAUGCCUUGCCUAUCCAGCUUGUUUGAUAUCUCCUAUACAGUAUAUCUAUUUCUCUCUCUCUCUCUCUCUCUAUAUAUAUACAUAUAUAUACAUAUAUACAGUAUGUGUAGCUCCUGUAAUUAGCUUUAGUGUCCAAUGUAUAGCUUUAGCUUGUAGAAUAGUGCACUGUCGCUCUAGCCUUUACAUGUGAUCUGUGUCUUGAGCUUCCUGUAAAGUUUCUAUGUGCCGCAAGCAUGCUAACCACGCCUAGCAUUGUACUCCUCUUUGCGCUUGAUCUUACUAUCUCUAUCCUCUGUCUUUCUUCUUCUGCUUGAAGACUGUCGCAGCUCAGAACGUAGAGUAUUAUAUAUCUAUAUGUGUAGUCCCUCAGCAUGUCUCUGAAAGCUCUUCUCUGCUCUGCACCCGUACUGUACGUACUUUUCUCUCUUUCUCUUCCGCUUUGCCCUCUGGUAGCAGCAACAAUGUAUCCUCGCGCUUUCCUCUAACCUUUCUCGGCUGCCCGCUGUCGUUCUGUUUUUCGUGUCUGAGAGGUUGUUGUCUCGUGUCAUGGUGCCAAAACGUCUCUGUUUCUGAUUUAGUUUUACCAAGGCCCUUGACUAUGAGAUGUAUGAGAAACAGAAUCAAUAGGAUUUAGACUUGAUUGUCCAAAAACUUGUCCAAUGCAAGUAUUGUUAGCCUUUAACACAGAAGUAUAGAAAAAAGAAUACCCUGGUUUCUUGUUUAUAGGAAACAUUGUAUGUUUUUUGAGAACAAUUAAAAUCCCUAGUACUCAGAGUGCAGUUCACUUUCACUGAAUAUGGUACGAUUUUGAAUCAUAUAUUGUGCAAACUGCUGUGCUAGCUUCUCUCAAACAUUCAUUUGUCCUGAACUAUAUGUUACUGUUGGGAAAAUAGAAAUAAAUAUUGUCAAAACAAA